AUGACUGCUUUGGCUUCGAAAGCAGUUACGAAAAUUUUGAAAGACCGGGUGUCUCAACAAGCUCCUAUCGAUCCUCACAUAGAAGUCAUCGUAGAUGAAAGAGGAAAAAAGAAGAAGGUCGUCCGACCGUUACCUGAAGGUUUAUCGAAAAGAGAUAAGAAAGCUUUAAAGAAGAUUAGACGAAGGGCACAUUACUUAGACAAGGGAAUGAACCUGUGUGGCUUUAGAGUUGGAUGGACCUUUUUCAUUGGGAUCAUACCGGGUCUCGGUGACGUUGUAGACGCCGGAUUGAACUACUUUCUGAUUGUCAGCCCUUCUAAGAAGCUUGAUAUCCCUCAAAGUCUUCUCACCAAGAUGUUGGCAAACAAUGCCAUUUCUGCAGGAUUGGGUUUCAUUCCUAUUGCGGGAGAUAUUUUCCUUGCUGCAUGGAAAGCGAAUUCGAGAAACGCUCAUCUCCUGGAAGAGUUCUUGCGAAUUCGAGGUCAAGAACUCCUCGCCGCACAAGGUCAUGGUGUGAGUGCUUUGCAUCCCAACGAAGCGGCGGCUGCAGGUCUUUCUCCAGAAGUGCUCCGAAGUCUCUUUAGUCCCGGCUCAGGAAUGAAUGAUGCCGCUGAAGAAGGAUACGGUACUAUGCAAAGGGGAAACAGAGCUUAA
Molecule: messenger RNA, 654 nt
Organism: Kwoniella shivajii
Lineage: Eukaryota; Fungi; Basidiomycota; Tremellomycetes; Tremellales; Cryptococcaceae
Exons: 6
Coding region: 1-654 (217 amino acids)
Source: RefSeq, a predicted model, not a curated record